CAAACACCCACGUUGUCCCCAGAGAGGAAACUUAGAGACAGGCUCUAGAUAGACUUUCAAGAUCCAAACAGAGAAGAAAGGAUAAGCAGGGAAAUGUAUGGAGAGGUCUUGUAGGUGCUACGGUGAAGAAGGUUCUAGAAAGAAAGAAUGAGUUAGUCUGGCUAAAGAAGGAGAAAAAAUAGGAGAACAGCUCUGGAGGCAUGGGAAGAUAACGGUGAGAGGGUAAGGAACGGUAUGUGAAGGGGGAGCGAAUACAAAUAGUCUGCAAGAAAUUAACUAAUUGCAAUCAUACGCUGCAGAUUUACAGGAAAGACUGACAGCCAGACAGGCGUAAGGAAGCAAGGAAGGGAGGCGGAGGGGGGUAGCACGCAGAGAUGUAAAGAUAGACAUAAAAAUAUUGACCUAUAAAGCAAAAUACUGGCACAGGGAGAAGAAAGAUAGAAGCUCAAGAAACGGGAAAGGGAUCAUUUAUGCAUAAUUUACCUAAGAAUAGUGAGUCAGACAGUAGAAGAGGUUUUCUGCUUUGGGAAUGAAGCUGGAAGCCGUACUGAGUACAGAAAAGUAAGGUGAGUAAAGUCUGAGGGGGGGAGGGGGGAAUCUACUAAUCAGCAUCAGACGUUAACUGAUUUAACAGUUAGAGUUUCUAGAAAAAAAAAUGUUACUUUUAAUAGUUUAAUAUCAGAUGGAUUUUGAUUUAGCAGAACUCGUAAGUGAUAUAUGCUAUUCCAGAGAGAAUACUCAUUCGGCAUUGGGGCAUUCUAGCUUAUAUUUUCCAUAUAACAGCUCCGUAUAACCCCUCCUAUAACAUCAUUCGUAACCUUUCAAUGUAACUGUUCAUAUUGCUUUAUACCAUCUUUAGUGCUCUCUAUGCAUUCUCUGUAUUUCUCCUCCAGGUAAAGUUUAACAAAAUGUUUUGGCUCUUUUAUAGCACUAAAUGUAAAAUAUCGCUUUGUAUAUGAACAUAAUUAUGAAAUAAACCACAAUAUAUUUUUUUUAGUUGAAACUUCGUAGAUCAAAUAACCCUAUAUACCUCCUGUAGUAGUAGUUUGCUAUAUACCCAUCUAUGUCCUUUUAACUCUGCCUUUAAAUCUAUCUAUAAAAUGUUCCAUGAGACAUUGUCAUGCUAUAUCUUUGUUUUAUUUCAUAUUACGUCAUCAUAUAACGUUAUUAUUGUAUUAAUAUCAUCCUUUGGCAUGUUGGGAACUCCACUUAUUGCACAAUCGAUAAAACAAAUUGUAACACAUUCUAGGCUGCACUGAUUACCACUAGCAAAUCUACUGUUUCACAUAUGUCAUCUGGGCUCUAUAGUAUAGGCUGUAGCUUUUUUAUGCCGUCAUUUUUAGUAGUCACGUCCGGUAGAUCUUUUCUAUGUUAGCUUUGUGUGAUUUACAUAAAACUACAAUGUACAAAGAUAACAAAAAUUUGGCUGUCCAUAUCUAUGAAUGAAUGUUGAUGCAAAAUGCGUGGUGGCUUCUGCAUCCAGUGCCAGGACACUUCUAUUUUAAUUGUUGGGGGGCGGGGGGAAUAGAGGGUCUGUGUCUUGCUGCAUUGUAAUUCAAAUAAAAGAAUGUCUCCUGUAAAAUAAAUGAAUAAGCAAACAAACAAAUAAUUAAACAAGUAACAGGUGCUUGUUCUAUCAAUUGCUGUGUUUUGUUCUAAACAAUAGGAAAUAAAAGUUACUAAAGCACUUGUUUCAAUAUUGAUUAAAAAAAUCUGAAGAUCAUUUUAUUGAGACUUAAUCUUAAAAAACGUGUGUUGAUUAAAGAGACAUUCCAGGAAAAUGACCACCAUGUUCAAUGCGCUAUAUACAUAGAUAUAGCAGUAGUUAAAUAUAAAAUAAAUAAAUUCAAUAAAUCAAAUGAUACCUUUAUUCAUGUUGAUUCAGUAAUGCCCAAAGGUUUUUUUUUUGUGUUAGAGCAAUGUUAGGUUAACAAUGAUAUUCACUAACUGGUGUAACUUUGCUGCAAAGCCAGUUAGUAAAGGGCUUCGGCAAGAGUGCAAGCUCUCCAUAAGAAACCAUAUACACUGCAAUUGCACUUAGCAUUCACUAAAUGGCAUUGCAGUUUUAUGGGCUACAAAAAAGCAAUUUUACUGGUGUCCCUAUCUAACCCUUUACACUCAUAAUAGUGAAAAGGUCCCUAAUCUAAUCUUCUUUAUUCAGCUCAAAUAAAAUGUCAAAUAAAAACGUACAGUUUGUAAAAUCCACUGAAAAAAGACCUGUGAUACUUAAAAAAGUUCAUCUUUGUUACCCUAUAGAGGGCUCCACAUGGGCCGAGCAUCCGAGGGAAGGAGAAACCUAUAUAAAUGCUUUGCCACACGUACAAUGCUCAGUAUAGAGCACUAUGAUUGGCUGGCUUGGAAUCUUUGUAAGAAGAGGUGUCCCUUUUAAAGCACCUUUGAAACAUAAAUCAUAAAAAUACAACAAUGCAUUAAGUAAAGUUUAUGAAUACCUUUUUACAAUAUUAAUUAACUCAAAUGCUAAAUAAUUGCGUAUUAACAAGGAGUGACAUAGAGACAACUAAAAAUUGAGGUAAAACAUGCCUGAGCGACACUGGUGGGUGGAGGAGUUAUAGUAUGUGCAGAAGAUACACGAAUACAUAUUCAAUGACAAGAAGGAAACAUAUACAAAGGAAACAUAUACAAAACUUAAACAAGGGAAAAUUCACAAUAAGCAUUGUAAAAAGAAAUAAUGUUGGACUCUUGAAAUAUCAGUGAGGGGGAAUCGUCUGGUUCUGGAAGGAUUAAACCAAUGUUGCAAAGCAGACCCCAAUGAAGGUAUCAUGUUACUUUGGAAUGUUUACUGUGGAACAAAUAUUGAAAUAUUUAGAAUGCCUUUGAAGUAGCUUUGGCUUAAAGAAAAGGUUGGUGAAAUAUUAUCUGAGCAUUUUGAGUCUCCAUAAUGCUGGCAUGACUGAAGGUUUAAAGCCAUAUCUCACAGCCUCUUUUACAUUUUCCGUACGACUUAAUAACCUCCACCAAUAGUUACACUCUAUGCUUUACAUAUCUCUGUAUCAAUUCCCCUCUUGUUGCCUAAACUCCAUAUUCCUUAAAAAGUCAAUUUGUGCUCUUACAUCUCAUGCAUAAAUACUCCUAUGAUUCCAGAUUCUUCUUGUAACUCUUCUUUUAUUCCAUAUAACCCUCAUUCUGUCUCUGCCAAGAAUUUCUUCUGCUGCUCUAUCUAAAAAUAUUCUGAUAUAGAUGCAAUUAUAGUCUUGUUAUAACUCAACCUCAUUUCUCCUAAAACAUUUCUUUUCGUAUUGUUAAAUCUCAUAAAAUGUGCGUAUUGCCAAAUUUAACAUGAUCAGUGCGAACUAUCUGGUUCCCAGUUUGCCUUAUAUAGUCUUUAUGAGGUGGCUGGAUUUAUUGUGCAAGAACGCAGAACCCAUAUACUCGAUUUGCUGUUGUCUCUUGUUUUCCUUAGGUGUUUGCCCAAUGUUCCAGGACAUAAAUACCCCAACUCCUGCCCCCUGCUCUCCCAGUCAUGACCCAGGUGAUCUCACAGGUAAUCAAUUUCUACCAUCAUCACAUUCUACACUAUACUUUGAGCUUUGUGUUAGCUUGUUAUAUUUUCAAGGACUAACUAUGACUGUUUCUAUAAUGGCCUGCUCAUUAGUGCAAACAUUUUUUCAUUUUACUUUGCAUUGUAUUUUAAAUUAUUAUUUUAAAGGAACACUAAAGUGUUAAAAAUUCAAAUAGUAUUCCUAACACUAUAGUGCCGCUGUCCUUAUUUGUAAACAGCAUUCAGUCACGCCUGCUGUUUGCCAUCAAAAUAUUUUUAAAAAGCUUGUUAGUUCGUAUCAUUGAAGAGGUGUCAUUUCCUUCAAUCAGUGGUCCAACCCAAUGCAUCUCUUAGAGGAGAAUUGAGGACAUGAUGCGCAUGCGCAGCAAGUGCUGCAUGUGCAUCCAAUUCUUUCCUAUGAGCUGCAACUUCACUUAAGUUUUACUUGGUAAGUGUAGUUUAAGCAAGUCUUGUAGCUGUUAGUAUGGCACCUACUAGAGGUGUGCACAACGGCAAUGUUUUGCCUUGAAGGAUUAAACAUGUAUGUAAAGUUCACAUGGGAUUUUUCUUUUGGGGCACACUUUAAUUUACUGUGCUGCACGUACCUACCUGUAUAUAGCUGUAUGUGUGUGUCUGGAAAUAUGGACUGUUUGGUGUGCACCUGGGAGGACUGAUACAGGGCUUCCAUGCACGAAAGGAAACCUAGACAGUGACUCCUGGGCAAGUUGACUUUAUAACCCUGCUAUACAUGCUAGAGAAGUUUGUAGUUAAGAUGGGAAAAAAACAUUUAUAAGGCAACUAUAACUUGGAUGGCCCACUCGGCUGCGCUCCAUGGAUGCAUGCAGUAAAGGAAUUAGGAGAGCACACUCAGAGCAAACUCGGGGCUCCUUGACCCAGACCACAAAUGUGUAGACCAGAAAGUGAGCAGUAAGGAGGGGCUGGCUUUCCUGAGUAAGAUCAGAUCUGAUCAGACCUGAGACAGUUCUGCUGACAUCCUCUGUGCAUAGUCUAAUUGCCUGUAUGCCGGGAGCCAUGACUUGUAUUCGGAAACCUGGCUGGCAAGAGACUUUGAUAACUGUUGCAGUUUUUGCUGGGAGAGGAACCUAAAUUGCGGCACUGUCCCCGCAAAAACAGGGCAGCUGGCAGAAAUGCUUAAAAUUAUGGUGUUAUUAGAAAUAAAUAUGAUUUUUUUUAUAAAAUUGGCAUACAAAAUAGUUGUAUGAGAGAUAAAAUGCUAGCUGCAAAAGAUACUGCUCUCAAAAAAAUAGUCUGAGAAAAAAGGGGAGGAGGGCUCUACCCAAAGACUCCUUGCACCGUUAGAACUACCAUAAAAUGUAGCAGUUAUGGAGUUAAGAGUCCCAGUUUAAUGUGUAGCAAUGUACUUGCAAAAGAGAAGUGUUUUGGGCAAACGCUACACAUAUACCAAGAUAUAUAGACAUGAAUAGAUCCAGAUAACACUACAUUAUAAAACCACUAACAGGGAGAUUCACUAAACAGUGGACAAAAGAAUUCUGGCCAAAAUGAUGCGAGCAGCCAGUGGGCAAAUAGUAAAAAAAAAAAAAAUGUUAAAAAAAAUUCCUCUGCAGUGCAGGAUUAAUUGUGGGACUGCUAGCCAAUGUUUAAAAAAGAGAAUAAAAUGAAAUAAAAAAGUCCUAUGGGGGCCAAUAUGGCCAUCAUAUUAGUAUAAACUGCUAACUGCUCACCUCUCCAAUACUAAUAUGGAGAUCUUAUUAACCCCAUAGAGUUUGUUUUUUCUGUUUGUUUUUUUACUUUUUAAUGUGGCGGAUGGUUAGCAAGCACGGCUACUGUCACAGAGCAUAACCAUUGCACUGCCAAUGUUUGUUUACGCUAUUUGUUUGCUUGCUACUUGCACUGCCAUCAGGCAACUUCCUGAUAUUUAGCAUCUGUUCCUGGAUUUUAAUAAUCCGGUUCUGGAUUUCAGCCACCCAGUAGCUUUCAGUCUGGCUGAGAUCCCGACCAUUCUGAGCCUUAAGAAUAAUAACUAAUUCCAAAAAAAAAACCCUGCUAAAAGAGGAAAAAUUAUAACGAGUAAAGUCAAUAAAAAGUGAUAAGGGACAUUUAUUCAAAAUUGGACAAAAACUUUAUUGAAAUCAGUAGAAUUCAUGGACUCAAAUAAGCAGUAAAAAAAUAAUAAUAAACACAUCACCUAACAAAAGAAAAUACAUACAUAUGGAGUCUCCUAAUUAGAUCUCAGUCUGUGGAGUGAAUAUAGGGAAACAUAUGUUUAUAGUCACAUAAAGGUAAAUGACCCGGCAAUAUAAACCACAGUUGAUCCUUACAAAAAUAACAAAGCAGACUGUUAAAAAAAAAAGAUGUAGAUACUCACUGGGAGUCAAAUAUUGGUCUGUCCUGAUAUAAUGAUACUAUAAUGAUACUUGAGGUAUGUAUCAAUCGAGUCUCUGUAAAACUAACAGUAGUAGUGAUUAGAUAUAGGAGAUUUGUGGAAAAGGGUAAAACAAAACUAAAUAAACCCCACAACUAACUAAUGAAAAAAUAAAAAAAAUUUUGUAAAGGAUAACUGAUGCCUAAUGCUAAAUUAUAUAUAGUCUCCUAAUACCACAGGUUUGAUCUCCGAUAUGAGGAUGUGUCUGAGAGUGCUACCUCAACGUAACCACUUAUUUAUCUUGUAUUGCUCAAGGCUCUCCUCUCAUUACAUUUUCUCUCCAAGAACACAAACCAAUAUCACUCUUUUAAUGACCUUCUCUUGUCUCUCUAUACUCCCACAUUGUUAAUUCUCGUCUACAGUACUUUUUUUUAUCUUUUAGUUUAAUGUUUCCAUUUUAAAAUUGCAUAAAGCUAUGUUUGUGCUAAAUAAAUACUAAUAAACAUAUGUGGUGCAGAUUCUUGAAAUAAUUUCAGUGGAGCAUCAUGUCAGAAAACAUGCCCUAAAUGGAUUCACUAAUGACCUGACACAUAUACCAUCCUCCCCAAAAUACACAUUUUAAUAGGACAUAUAGUUUGCAUGAUUCACUGCCAUUAUUCCAAGAAUUGGCACCACAUAUGUUUAUUAUCUUUAUACAAUUUAAAAAUGGAAAUAUAAAACACAAAUAGAAAAAAGUACUUUAGAUAAGAAUUAACAAUGUGGGCGACUGGGCGUGUAGAGAGACAAGAGAAGAUAAUUAAAAGGGUGAUAUUGUCUUGGAGUGUUCUUGGAGAGAAAAUGUUAUGAGGGGUUGGCUUGUUGAUGGAUUAGUAGCUCACAGUCAGUAUUUCAGAUUGGAUCCUGAAGGGUACGAGAAGCCAAAGAAAAGAUUGGCAUAAGAUUGACUUAUGAGAAUUGGUGGAUAUAGAAGAUAAGCCUGGGAGCAGCAUUAAUUCCAGACUAAAGUGUAGAAUAUGGGCUUUAGUGAGAAUGAUAAGGAGUGUGUUACAGUAUUGAGGAAUAAAAUGAUAAGUAUUAGUUGCAUCUCUGUUAGAAAGGGGAAUAUACAAACAAUAUUUUUAAAUUUGGUAAAUUGCAGGAUUUCGAGACAGAGUGGAGGUGUGAAGGAUAAGUAAGAUUGUGGGGUAAGUUAGUGAGUGUUCCAUGCAUUAGAACGGAGAGUAGCAAUGGACAGUUGGUUUUCAGUUCAAAGAAAAGAUUAGUCGCUUAUUUUUAGAAAGACUGUUUCAAGAACUGGUUAGUCAUCUACUUAGAGAAUAGGAAGGUAGUGUAACCAAACGAUGAGAUGCUAAAGGAGCCUUGGAAAACAUAAGAAGAGAGCCUAGAGAGGACAGUACUAUGAGAACCAUGCUUGUGAAAGAUAUGAAGAAUGAACAUGUGGUCAACACUGUCGAAAGCAGCAAGAGGAAUGUUUAGAGUGUAAUGACUUUUGCAUUUGGAUGUGAUUACACCAGUGGUAAUUUUGGUUAGGACAAUAUCAUUAGAAAUUGGAUUUGAGAGCAUCAUAGAGAGAGUUGGAAUUGAGAAGUUAGUCAGACUAACAUUAAAAAGCUGUUCAAGCUUUGAGACAAAAUGAAAUACAGAAAUAGGACUUCAUUUAGACGUUGAGUUGAGAGAGUUUUGUUUUUAGAAUAGUAAAAUAAUUGUGUUUUUUUCAUUGUGUGUUUGACUGAAAAUACCAAAUGGGGGACAAUAAAGAUUUGAAUUAAGGAUGGAAGAUAACUCGGGCAAACAGAUUGUAUAACACUCCUUCAAAAAAUCGAUAAAAACCCACUUCUUCAUAAAAGCGUAUCAAUUAAACUGUUAAUAGCUCCUGACUGAUUCCUUCUCUGCAACUGUCACUAAUCUAAUACUAUCCUUACCUUUUUGUGUCAUUUUACCCCACUCCCUCUAGCAUGUAAGCUCAUUGAGCAGGGCCCUCAACCCCUCUGUUCCUGUGUGUCCAACUUGUCUGGUUACAACUACAUGUCUGUUCGUCCACCCAUUGUAAAGCGCUGCGGAAUUUGAUGGCGCUCUAUAAAUAUCAUAAUAAUAUAAGGUAAGAGGGCAUGAAAUCAAUGUUAUCAUCUUUAUAAACUGUAUUUAUACAGUAAUAAAUAAAUAAAUCUCAUCCAGGAUGUAAAGGUAUACAAUCACUGGCAGUGCUAAUGUUGAGCUCUAUUGCUUUAUUUAAGACAGUUAGUUUUCCUAGGUGACAGUUGUUUUUAUUUUUAAAAAGCAUUUUUAUACUGUAUUCUUAUGUAUCUUUCCCAGACACCCUUAUAUCUACACAGGAUGAAGAAUUGGAACAACCAGAAAUCCUACCUUCAAACAAUGAAUCACCACAACAAACAGUUGCCACAGAGAGCCCUAUAAGAACAUGUAAGUGUGUAGUAUUGUCCAUGAUAACCCUAUAACUAUUACAUCAUUGUUUGCAUUCUUGAAAAUCACCCAGGUUUAAACAGGUUAAAGCAGUGGUAGUCAACCUUUUUCUACCUACCGCCCACUAAUGCAUCUUUCUUGAUGGAAAAAUUUCAACAAAUGAAGGUCUCCUCUUUUGGUGAUAUUCAGACGAUUUCUCUGUUUGCUCAUAUAUGAUUUCUAAUCUGUGCAUCAGCUCCCCUCCUUGCCCUCCUCAAUUCCCCUCCCCACCUUUUUUCUAUUUUUUAACCUUCCUUAUAGCAAUGCCCUGUAGGAAGGCUGAGCUUACUAUUACUAUUACUAUUACUAUUAUUAGCCAACAACAAUUCUCUCCUUUUCCUUCUUUCUCCUUUUUACAAGUACUCUGAUCCUUCUUUCUCCUUUUUACAAGUACUCUGCUCCUUCUUUCUUCUAUUCUACAAGUACUCUGCUCACAGACAAACACAUACACACACUCACACAUACACUUACAGACACACACACUCACAGACAGACACACUCACACAUACACUUACAGACACACACACACACACACUCACAGAGAAACACAUAUACAAAGACAAACACACACACUCACACAUACACUUACAGACACACACACUCACAGAGAAACACAUACACACAGACAAACAUACACACACUCACACAUACAUUUACAGACACACACACAUACACACUCACACAUACACUUACAGCCACACAAAUUAUUAAUAUUAAAUGUCCACCCAGCCUCCCUACCUGGAGAGCUGGUGUGGAUCUGUCCCUGGGGUCCAGUGAGGCUUCACUUCGGCGGGCGGCAGAGUUCUAGUCCGAGGCGGCGAGGGAGCUCUAACCUCUCUGCUCCCUCGCGUGCUGUCUACUGAUGCCAGUAGCCGGAAUAUGACGUCAUAUUCUGGCUUCCAUGGCAUCAGCAAACAUCGCGCAAGGGAGCAGAGCAGAGAGGUUAGAGCUCCCUCGCCGCCUCGGAUUAGAACUCUGCCUCACUGGGGGGUCCAGAAGGUGGCCUGGCAGGAGGGAGUGCUUCCCUCCUGCCGGUCACUGAAAUCUUGCGCCCCAAGCCGCUCGUGCCCGCCCGCCCACUCUAAAAAGGAGAAAUCCUCUCAAAAAGACCUACCGCCCACCUGGAAUCCUGAAACGCCCACUUGUGGGCGGUAGGGACCAGGUUGACGACCCAUGGGUUAAAGCAAACAGGAAACUGUUGUUGGAAUUCAUGAGGAGCAAGGUAGAGAACAAAAGUCAAAGCCUGAUCAAUAAAAUGCUUUGUCUGUCACGAUUAGUUGUGCACUUCUCUUUACCUUUUAUUGAUGGCUGGACACGAUGCUAAGAGACCCUUAAACAUGUUUAGUAUGCUUUAACAAGAUUUCUGAUUUUAUAUAUUGAUUUUGCAUUGUGCUAUCAAGUCCUAAAAUAUAGUCCUGUCUUUUAGAGCUGUCAAUAGGUAAAAGCGUUAGGAAGAGAAGUCAGGUCAAAUACAUGUGUGUGUAUAUAGGUAUGUAGCACUGAGCAGGGCAUAACCUCUCACUGAGUCUGAAGUGGGGAACAUGGUGUUAGGCAGAACACUACAAGACAGGGGGGCAAAAUUAAGUCCCGGCACAAUAGCUGCCAUUGGGUAUAUGAUAAUUCACAACUAGUGUAGUUAAAGGACCACUCUAGGCACCCAGACCACUUCAGCUUAAUGAAGUGGUCUGGGUGCCAGGUCCCUAUAGGAUUAACCCUUUUUUUAAUAAACAUAGCAGUUUCAGAGAAACUGCUAUGUUUAUAAAUGGGUUAAUCCAGCCUCUAAAGCCUCUAGUGGCUGUCUCAUUGACAGCCGCUAGAGGCGUUUGCGUGCUUCUCACUGUGAAAAUCACAGUCCAUGAUGAAUGCUUUCCUAUGAGACUGGCUGAAUGCGCGCGCAGCUCCUGCCUCGCAUGCGCAUUCAGCCGAAGGGGAGAAGAGGAGGCGGAGAGGAGGAGGAGAGCUCCCCGCCCGGCGCUGGAAAAAAGGUAAGUUUUAACCCUUUCCUCGCCAUCCAGCCCGGCGGGAUUGGGUCCCUGAGGGUGGGGGCACCCUCAGGGCACUAUCGUGCCAGGAAACCGAGUAUGUUUUCCUGGCACUAUAGUGGUCAUUUAAUACGUUUUACUAGGGAAAAUCCCUUCUGAACUCAGAAGUGGGACUUGGCAGCAUCCGUAGACAGGUUGGAUCCUUCUGAGUCCUAUUUAAAAUAAGUAGAAAUGUCCCAAGAACAACACUGUCAUUUAAAAUGUUAAUAACCUGUGUAGUAUAUUGCACUUAUGACUAAAUUGUUAGUGUGCAUGUUUAUGAAGUUAUUUUCCCAUGAGGCUCAGACAGGGAUCAGAAUGAAUGUAAGAAUAAUUUGCAAAAAAAAAACAUUUAAAAUAUAUCCCAGGGAAAUAGGGCAGGAAACAACUCCUUGCUAGUAUAUGUUUAUUGGGAAAAUAAUCAAACAUGGCUAAAGUAUAGAGGCCACGUUAUAGUAAAUGGACACGUAAUACAAAAAGGGGGGCUGGCGACAAAAACAUAAAGAAAAUCUAUGUAAAUAUUGGGCAAGUUUUACCUCUUUUCAAAGAUGCUUUUUUAUUUUAUUGUAUUUAUAAACUAUAUUUCUAAUAGAUCUCAUCCAGGAAGUAGAGGUAUACAAUCACUGGCAGUGCUAAUGUUGAGCUCUUUUGCUUUAUUUAAGAUAAUUAGUAUUGCUGGGUGAAAGAUCCAACUUAAUAAAAGUUAGUUUAGCAUUAAGGCUCGUUUUACUUAUAAAAAAGCAUUUUAUACUGUAUUCUUAUGUAUCUUUCCCAGACACUCUUAUAUCUACACAGGAUGAAGCAUUGGAGCAACCAAAAAUCCUACCUUCAAACAAUGAGUCACCACCACAGACAGUGGUCACAGAGAGCCCUAAAAGAACAUGUAAGUGUGUAGCAUCGUCCAUGAUAAACCUAUAAAUAUUACACCAUUCAGGGCCAGCCUUAAGGGUGUGCGAGCUGUGCGGCUGCGACCAACACAACCAGGUCCUGCCCUACCUCAGAGUGCCCUGGUGGGUGAAAGAUUGCGCCCCCGUUGGCUCGCCUUUAGAGAGUGAGCUCUGCUUUGUUAUUGGCCAGUGAAGAGAUUGAGGACCUCCCUCACCGGCCCACUUUGCAUGAUGGGGAGGAGCGAGCAGUGAGCGCUUUGGUUCUGCACCUUCACAGGAUGCCGUUACUGAGCCCUCCUACUGAGCUUGGCAUUUAGAGUGUUGCCACAGGUUAUCAUGGUAACGCUCUCAUACCAUCAAUGUGGAGUUCGCAAGAGGAGGGCUCCUGUUCUGCAAGGUGCAGAAUUUCAAACCCUGGCAGAGACCGCUGGACCACCAGGUCAUCAGUAUUCCCCCAUCCCUGUCCAACGGUAUGCAAGAGGGAGGGGAGCAGAAGGGGGGAAUCAAUAUGAAUUAAUUUAAGAAAACAAAACAUGAAAUUGCUCUUCUACCUCCUCAUUUAAAGCCUUAUGUCACCCCCAGUGGUGUAUUUUGGAUUUGUGCUGCCCUAGGCCCGACUAAAUUCGGGCACCCCAAAAUAAAAAUUUGCUCCCCCAAUUCGUGUCAAGGCCAUUUUUUGACUGACAGACACAUGCCCUCAUUGAUACAUGCACUGAUAUACACUCGAUGAAAGAUACACAGUCAUUGGCACACACAUACAGUCAUUGGCACACACUGUUUAACCAACACACCCAUUCUCACUCACAGACACACACUGACAGCUACACUCACUCACUCACUCACAGUAAGGUGGACAGCCCCAGAACACGUGGCAAACAAGGCAUUUCUCUGGGAGCUUGGGGUGGCAUUUUUUGGCGCCUCCCCUUAAAGUGCCGCCCUAGGCAAAUACCUUGUUUGCAUUGUGGUAAAUACAUCCCUGGUCACCCCCUCCUACUCACUAAACAUCACUAUCCCACCAUUACUGUCAGGGCCAGCCUUAGGGGUGUGCAAGCUGUGUGACCACACAGGGCGCCAUGGAGCAGGGGGCGCCAUGUGGCCGACACAGCUUGCACAUGGCCGGGUGACAAGAGUGCAGGGGAGCAAAAAACAAAACAAAAAAUUGUGUCAGCGGGGGUGGGGCUUACCAAGCAGCAGGGGCAGGGCUUAACGCAAGGCCCCUGUAACUGCUGCACAGGAAGAGGGAAGAAGGAAGGAGUCCCUGCUUCCCCAACAAUGAACUGCAUUCACUCCCCCUUCCAGCCAUACUGCCUGCCUGUGUGUGUGUCUGUCUGUAUGACUGCCUGCCUAUGUGUGUAUGUGUGACUGUCUGUCUGACUGUCUUUGUGUGAGACUGCCUGUGUGUGUGUGUGACUGUCUGUCUGUGUGACUGCCUGCCUGCCUGUGUGUGUGUGACUGUCUGCCUGUGUGUGUGUGUGACUGUCUGUCUGUGUGACUGCCUCCCUGUGUGUGUGUGUGUGACUGCCUGCCUGUGUGUGUGUGACUGUCUGUCUGCUUGUCUGCCUGUCUGUGUGACUGCCUGCCUGUGUGAGACUGUCUGUCUGUCUGCCUGUGUGUGACGGUUUGCCUCUGUGUGUGUGUGACUGUCUGCCUGCCUGUGUGUGUGUGACUUUCUGCCUGUGUGUGUGACACUAUUGUUCCCUACAUGCGCAACAUAAUGGCAUGGCGACUUCAGGGAAACAAGAGCUUUUUCAACACUCUUGUGUUAGAAAUACAUUUGUAUUCCUAAUGCUAGAGUGUUCCUUCACAUGUUUUUCCCAAAUCUAUACAUUUAGGAGGAAUUCUUCUAGCCCAUAUAUAUAUAGAAUUCUCUGCUUUUUAAAAAGACACAAUUUAACACGAUUACUGAUAGUAAUAUUUCUAUAUACAUGUAUAUUAAUAUGUUUAUUAUUAUUAUGAUAUGUGUUAUUAUGCCUAUAAUGUAUUAAUAUAUGUGUAUAUGCAUAAUAUGCCCAGAAAUCCCAUUAAUACAUAACAUCUAUGGAAUAGAGGCUUAGCACUUUUUACAGGAUGGACGAGGCAGUGUGGCCAUGGGGGGGCGCUGUGAAGAUUUUUCUCACAGGGCGCCUCAAGGCCUAAGACACCAUUAUUUGCAUUCUUGAAUAUCACCCAGGUUUAAACAUAUACAUAUAUAAAAAGUUAAAGGAAGCAGAAAACUGUUGUUGGAAUUUAUGUGGACCAAGGUAGUGAACAAAAGUCAAAGCCUGGUCAAUAAAUAUGUUAUUGUGACGGACCGCUUGGCACCCCGACCAGGUACCUCUGUCAAUCGCUGCUUCCUAUUACUUGUGAGCACCAUAAGCACUGUAUUGCAACACCAUAACCACCGUAGACUCCCACAAACUGCCGCAGCUUGGUUGGGGAUCUCGCCGUCCUCCACCCACCCUGGACACAAGACCAGGAUCCAGCUUCCAGUGGGUAGACCUCUCCUAGUCAAAAAAAGCGUAGCAGGAACAGCUCUUAUAAGAGCUAGUGAUUAUACUCAGGGGAGUACUGUGAUAUAGCAAUACCCAGAGUGAAUGUAGUUCUCCAAUCCCCCAAACAUGAGCUAAGACUUCAUGAAGGGGUAAACGAAUCUCUGUUUAAUGGGAGCCACACUUGGCCUUAUAUGACAAUCCCCAUUCAAGGGGUACGCCGACAGGGACCUUGUGGGUGACUGAUUUGCAACUUCACAGACCAAUAACAAUAAGGUUACAAGGUACGACACUCCCACACACAGCACACAAUCCCUCCCUUCUGCCUGGGAGAUAAUUGGAUCAGUAGCUGUACUAAUUCUAAUCCAAUUAUCUCCAAGCACAGAAAAAAAUAUACUUUUUAAAAACACCCCAAAUGUACCCUAAAAAUUCAUAAAACCCCACAAAUGUUACAUCCACUGAUAGCCUUCAUCUGGGUGACCAACAUAUCCAAAAAUCACACAGAUCAGUUCAAGGGUUCAGGAAUUUCCUGGAAGUAAUUUAUAUGACCGACCGCAGGCAUGGUCCCAUAGCCGAAAAUAGUUCCAUAGAAUGGCAGCUAAGUGCCGCUGGAGGACCGACUGGUAACCGCGAAGUUUUCAUGCUGAAAAUAGUUCCAGGGCAUUCACGGCUAAGUCCCCCUGAAGUCUAUUCACGGUUUUGGUACAUGCAAACAAGAUGGCUGCCACCUUCUACAAUUAAACGCAGCAAGCGCCCCCAAUUACCCUGGCACACCAAGCUGACCCGUUACCUCCAAAAAUGUUCCAGAACUGCUGAAGGCUUAUUUAGAUGUUGUUUGGCAAACUCUAAUCUGGCCUUCCUGUUUUUGAGGCUCACCAAUGGUUUACAUCUUGUGGUGAACCCUCUGUAUUCACUCAGGUGAAGUCUUCUCUUGAUUGUUGACUUUGACACACAUACACCUACCUCCUGGAGAGUGUUCUUGAUCUGGCCAACUGUUGUGAAGGGUUUUCUUCACCAGGGAAAGAAUUCUUCAUCCACCACAGUUGUUUUCCGUGGUCUUCCGGGUCUUUUACUGUUGCUGAGCUCACCGGUGCGUUCUUUAUUUUUAAGGAUGUACCAAACAGUUGGUUUGGCCACACCUAAUGUUUUUGCUAUCUCUCUGAUGGGUUUGUUUUGUUUUUUUCAGCCUAAUGAUGUCUUGCUUCACUGAUAGUGACAGCUCUUUGGAUCUCAUAUUGAGAGUUGACAGCAACAGAUUCCAAAUGUUAAUAGCACACUUGAAAUGAACUCUGGACCUUUUAUCUGCUCCUUGUAAAUGGGAUAAUGAGGGAAUAACACACACCUGGCCAUGGAACAGCUGAGCAGCCAAUUGUCCCAUUACGUUUGGUCCCUUGAAAAGUGGGAGGCACAUAUACAAACUGUUGUAAUUCCUAAGCCGUUCACCUGAUUUGGAUGUAAAUACCUUCAAAUUAAAGCUGAAAGUCUGCAGUUAAAGCACAUCUUGUUCAUUUCAUAUCCAUUGUGGUGGUGUAUAGAGCCAAAAAGAUUAGAAUUGUGUUGAUGUCCCAAUAUUUAUGGACCUGACUGUAUGUAAGAGACAUUUCCAAAAUAUAGAAUAUUUUACAAAGUCUCACUUUGCAUCUGACUUCCUCCACUAUAAAUUUUUGCUGCGCUCCUACAGCCUGACUCUUUCAACUGCAAAGGUAAAUUACUUUAACACCCUCAUAAGGACACUGUCCCAUCAACCCAAACACCUAUUUCACAUUGUUGAUGCUCUUCUUCACCCUUCUACUCCCCCUCCUUCUACCACAGCAGAAGAGGUUUCUGUUCUGCUCCGGUACUCCCGCCCCACCACCUGUUCCCUGGAUCCUAUUCCCUCGUAUCUCAUCCGCACUUUGUCUCCCUCUCUUGCUCUUCCUCUCACUAAAAUUUUCAAUCUCUCCCUUUCCUCUGGCACAUUUCCCUCACCCUUGAAACAUGCAACUGUAACCCUGAUUCUGAAAAAGCCCAACCUUGACCUCAACUCCCCAUCCAACUAUCGCGCUAUCUCGCUACUGCCAUUUGCCUCCAAGAUCCUCGAGAGAGUUGUGUACACCAGAUUGACUGACUUUCUUGAAUCCAACUCUCUACUUGACCCCCUUCAGUCUGGAUUCUGCGCUGGUCAUUCUGUAGAAACGUCUGUGACCAAAGUAUCCAAUGAUUUAAUUGCUGCUAAAUCUCGCAGCCAUUACUCUAUCCUAAUUCUCCUUGAUCUUUCUGCUGCCUUUGACACUGUUGAUCAUCAACAGCUUCUUCACAUUCUCCAUUCUACGGGAUACUGCUUUCUCCUGGUGCUCCUCCUACCUCUCCAAGCACUCUUUCAGUGUUUCUUUCUCUGCCUCUUCCCCCCCAACCACACUCUGUCAACGUCCCCCAAGAUUCUGUCCUUGGUCCCCUACUGUUCUCUAUCUAUACUGCCUCCCUUGGUAAACUCAUCAGCUCCCUUGUCUUCCAUUAUAAUUUCUAUGCGGAUGACACACAAAUCUAUCUGUCAUUUCCUGAUCUCUCUCUGCCAAUCUUGACUCGUGUCUCUGACUGCCUCUCUGCGAUUUCCAACUGGAUGGCUGUUCACUUCCUUAAACUCAACCUGCCCAAAACAGAACUUCUGGUCUUUCCUCCCUCAAGUGUUGCUACUCCCGUGUCUGUCUCCCUCCAAGUAAACAACGCUACCAUCACCUCUACCUCGCAGGCUCGCUGCCUGGGUGGGUUUUUUUACUCCAACCUCUCCUUCACCCCUCAUGUCCAAUCAAUCACCAAAUCCUGUCGCUUCCAUCUCAAAAACAUAGCGCGCACCCGCCCCUAUUUAACACCUAAUGCAGCUAAGGUGCUGGUCCAUGCUGUUGUUCUCUCUUGCCUUGACUACUGCAAUCCCCUUCUCAGUGGUCUUACAUGUUCCCAGAUUGAACGGCUGGAAUCUAUAAUGAAUGCGGCGGCGAGGCUCAUUUUCCUGUCCGCUCGCACCUCCCACCUGCUCUGUCAGUCCCUGCAUUGGCUUCCGGUUAGAUAUAGGGCUAAAUUUAAAAUUCUGGUGCUUGCUUACAAGUCCCUACAUAAUGCUGCUCCAACCUACCUAUCCCACCUAAUACACAAGUAUGUCCCGUCGAGGCCCCUGAGCUCUGCCAAAGACCUACGUCUAUCCUCUGUCCGUACUCCCAUGUCUGAUGCUUGCCUCCAAGAUUUCUCCAGGGCUGCACCUCAUCUGUGGAACUCCCUUCCAUUCUCCAUAAGACUUUCACCCAGUCUCCACUCAUUCAAAAAAUCAUUGAAAACACACUUCUUCAAGAAAGCAUAUCAAUUAAACUGUUAACAGGUUUUUAUCCCCCACUCCCCAUGACUCUUCUCCUGCAACUGUCAAAAAUUACCUACUAAGCCCUCAGUGAAUAAUUUUCUAACAACCUACUUCGUACCCCUACUUUUACCCAUUGUGUCACUAUAGCCCACUCCCUCUAGAAUGUAAGCUCAUUGAGCAGGGUCCUCCACCCCCUCUUUUCCUGUACGUCCAGUUGUCUGGUUACAAUUACAUGUCUGUUAGUCCACCCAUUGCACAGCGCUAUGGAAUCUGAUGGCACUAUAUGAAUAAUAAAAUAAUAAUAGUAUCUUCUCAAUGUCCAUUUUAUAUAAAAUCUUCAUCUGUAUCUAAUUUCCUGAUAAUUUCAAUUCCGCAGCGAUAUUUCCGGGUACCUGACGUCGCCAUGAGUGUAGUUGGAACGCAGCGUUGACGGCUGGAACGCAAUGUAGAUGGGAAGUGGUAACUACACAAAGGAAGGCAAAGUUACCACCUCCCAUCUAUGUUGCAUUCCAGCUGUCAACGCUGCAUUCCAACCAGUGCUGUGGAAUCGGUAGAUAUAUGUUCCGACUCCGACUCCUCAGCUUUUUGUACUUCCGACUCCGACUCCGUCUUUCCGACUCCUCUGUAUUAAUAUGCAAAUGUAUUUUAUACAUUCCUUGAAGGAAAGAAAGGCAACAUACAUGUCAUUACCACAGGACUACUGGUUGGGAAGCUAACAGUCUACCGUAUUGAACAGUUUAAGCAAAAGACAAACACAAUGAAAACAACAAAGUUUUAUAAAAAUGUUUUUAUUAAUCAAUUAAGUGGCUGGAUAGUAGCAGCAGGCAUAAACAUCAGGAACAGGAACUUUACCAGUUCAAAAAUACAAACCACGUUAUUUGGUUGUUUUAGAACAAAAACAAAGCUUAUCUAUAUGAACCAAAAACAAAAUCUGUAAAACCUAGAAAUGGUUUAUAUUAAUCUUGAAAUAUAGUUAUAGGCUUAGCAAAUGCAAAUCAAUUCAAUGUAGAGUUCUAAGGAAGAGAAUUGCCUCUGCCAGAUCCUCUUUCAUAGAGGCUCAUAAGUCAGACUUUUUAAUUUUUAGGGCUGAAAAUAAUCUUUCGACACUGACUUGGGUGGGUGGCAUUGCAGUAACUAUUCUGGCUACAUCACUAACAAUCUCUGGAUAAACAAGGAUGGCUUCUUCAACAGUAAGUUUUGAUGAGCGAUCAUACUUUUCAACUUCUUUUAGUGCUUCAUAAAACUCCUGUUGGAAUUUUUUUAUUUGGACAUUUACUGGUUCUGUAACGCUUAUGCGACUUAUGCUUUCUUUUAGAACCUUCCAUUUUGUCUAAGAAGGAAUCAAAAUCUAAUUCUUCGUUUGAAGAAGAUGAUCCUGAUUUACCACUAUUGCUUAAAAGAACUUCAUCCAGUGGAGGUAUUUCAGGUCGUAAUCCCUUGAUGCGAACUGCUACAUCAUAGAGGGCCUUUUUCCCAGUAGCAGUCUGUUCACUGUUCAACAAAAGUCGGCUCAUUGGGUCAACAUAAAUAGCCGCUAACAAGAUUUCAUUUUCCAGCAAAAGACUCUCUCUUUUCAUCAUUGAAGAUGCAAUGCCCUCAGCUAAUAACCCCCCAUUUUUGUUCAGGCGAUAUAACAGGCUCUUCCAUUCCAAGAGGAAUUUACCCGGGGUUAGAUUGUCACAUUGCAAACUCUUGGUGACAGUGAAGGGGUGAGAAAGAAGGUUCUCCAGCUCUCUUGUUUGUGUCCACUGGCUUUCAGUUAAUGCAAGAUUUUCAUUGUCCAUUUCUUCUAUGAAGUCUUUAAGUUCGAGCAAACGCUUCACCAUUAAAUAAGUGCUUCCCCAGCGAGUUGUUUGAUCCAAAAUGGCUCCUUUUCCUGCAAGUCUUUUCAAAAUUGCAUCUGUUUUCGGGGCCCUGGCUGCAACAGUUACUUGCCGUAAUUUGCCAAUUAGUGUAGCUGCAUGGCGAUCUUUUAAUCCAUCUCUUAUGGCAAGUUGAGUAUGAACAGCACAUCGCAUAUGAUGAAUAGUAGCAAACUUCAAUGCUUCUUCAACAAAGUAGUCUAAAAAAAUGUCAGCUUUCUCUUCAGUUUCUAAACUUUCCUCAAUACUUGCUGAACUGUCUUCCUCUAACUCUAAUAUCUGUUUGUUACCUUCUUCAUCUGCGUUCAUCUUCUCAGUUGUGCUCAACAUGUUAGAAGCGUUAUCUGUCACAACACAUAAAAUCUGUUCCUUUUUAAUUUCAAAUUCUUCUAGAACACCCUCCACUAACUUCUGAAGGUAAUCACUGGUGUGAUGUGCCUGAGUGUCCUUUAAUCCAAGGGUCCGUGUUAUUGUUUUGUUAUUUUCAUUCACAAAUCUAACAUUAAUAGCGAAGUAAUUGACUCUGUGACGUGUGCAUGCAUCCAUUUUAAGGAAGACAAAACGUCCUUUCAGAACUUUCUGUAGUUCUUCCUUUUUACAUUUGGCCUCCUCAAUUAUAAGUUUCCUUAUACUUUCUCUUUCCAGAGAAACGCCAAGUUUUUUUGCCAUUUCUCCAUUUAGGCCUAAAAGGGCUGUUUGUGAAAAGAAGGAUAGUGGUAAACUAUUCUUUACUACCAUUUCAAUAAUGUGGUGUUUGAAUUUUUCUGGUGUUAUCCUUAUGGUAGCUUUGUCAGAUAUAAAGAAUUUUCUUAUUUGUGAUUGUUCUCCAGUAGAUUUCUGAAUGUUUUUUGUCACAGAAGUAGAUGCAAUGUUUUCAUUGCUAUCUUUCUCAUUCACGGCUUCUAACACUUUGGGAUGAAAACUCUGUAAGUGUCUUUUCAAAUUUGCUGUUCUUGUAGGUGCAUUUUUAUCAGACCCACUGAAACUGCUAAUUUUUGCAACACAUUGUUUUUCACCAUCAUCAUCUUUUCUAAUACAUUGGCACACGUAAUGUUUUCCAUCACUUGAUAAUGCAAAGUGCUCAUAAACAGUAGACUUUGUCGUGUUUGUUGUAUACAGUCUUUUUGACAUUAUUUAGGGCGCCUCUUUUCAUAAAAUAUAAAAUAUGUUAUAUUAAUUACUAACUGGCAUAUAAUUAGAUUUUUAAUAUCAACAUCCACAGUCUUGUAAGUUGUACUUACAUGGCUUUAUACAAACAAAUAAGCUAUAUUUCCCUGCACUAAACCAAGCCAUGAUUUGUCCUAUGUAAAAAAACAUGCACAGACAUGUACUGUACACACACACACAACACAGAGCCUACAUUUUAGUGCUCAGAGCAUAUAAAUACACUUACAAACCUAGGAUAGACAGUUUCUUCCAGAAAUAUGUACACAUGUCCUCUCUCAUACAGACAAGCAGGCAUGCAGGUUUUAAAAUAAAUAUAAACACUUACAGUUGAAUCCAAGAAGCUGUUCCACCAAGUUCUUCUAAGCUCUUCUAAGCUCUUCUAGCAGAGAGAGGUAGUUGGCCAGAAGCUGCUGCCUUCUCCUUUUUGUGUGCUGAAUUGCUGAUCUGCUGCUGAAUAUAGGGCAGUGGGAGGAUCCAGGAAGGGGCAUUUAUUAUAAAACACGAUUUCCCUAGUAGAAUCCUAUAGUCAUGUUUAAAGUUUAAGCUAACAAUCAGAGUUUACAAGUUUUUAUAGCCUUAGCUGAAUGACAGCAGUUUUUCAAAUGGUUUACAGCUUCAGUCUAGAAGUAUUGAUCCUCCAUUCCCUUCACUUAUACAAGUGUCUCUAGUCCUGCAAAAAACAUAUUUACUUAAUCCCUUAUCAGUGAGAGGCUAGGUUACCCAUGGGCGCUGCGUUCCCUGUAACAGCAGAACACAACACUAUGGAAAGUAUAAGGUAUUGCCGCUCCUAAUUGUGCAUUGCAUGCCAUAUAGUGAAGCACACGAAAAGCAUGCUUUUUCACGGUCACUUAAUGUGUUCGUUUUGCGGUUACGUGAGACACUGCAUGCAUUGGUCUUUAUUCUUACAGUAGAGAAGUCAUUAAUUAUAACUUUUUGUGAAUUGGGACAUUUAAACUUGCUUUUUUUAAUUCCAAUCUAAAUUUAGUAUGAGUAGGAGUCGGAGUCGGCAAACAAUGCACCGACUCCGACUCCAGGUACCCAAAAUUACCUCCGACUCCGACUCCUCGAUUCCGACUCCACAGCCCUGGUUCCAACUACACUCCGUCAUGGCGACGCAAAUGGAAAUGACGUCAGGUACCCAGAAAUAUCGCUGCGGAAUUGAAAUUAUCAGGAAAUUGGAUACAGAUGAAUAUUUUAUAUAAAAUGGACAUUGUGAAGAUACUAUCACAGCACUUGAAGAAGGCACUUGGAGCCAAAACGCAUCUGCUGUUUUUACCAUUUUGUUCACACCCACUUGAAUUUAAGCACCCGAUAAGCUUUUACUUGUGUUUAUGUGUUUAUGUAUUUUGUAAUAAAGCUUUUAUCCUGCCUAAGCAUCUGAUGUCCAGUUUCCUGUUCUGACAACACGGAUUCCAUAGCCAGUAUUGGCACCCCUAAGCCUGCAAUACAGAGCCUGGUACGGCUCCAGGCCAUGUGAGUGAGAGUCCAACUGAUGUAUUUUACAUUGUAUAUUUUUUAACAGUACACACUAUGUUGUUUUAAUCUUGUUUUUAGGUUUUCCCAGCUAUCCCAGUAUCUUCUUGUGAUAUGGGUGUAUUUGUGUUUUAAAACCAUUCACUUUUUACCACUGGUGAUUUGAUGUACAAUGAUUGUUUGUUUUAUUUUACAAUUUGUAGUGUAUUGCAUUGAUGACUAAAUUGUUAGUGUGUAUGUUUCUGAAAUGUAUUUCCCAUGAUGCUCAAAUAGGGUUCAGACUGAAUGUAAGAAUAAUUUGCACAAAAAACAAACACACAGUCAAAAGAUAUCCCAGGGUAAUCAUCCAGUAAACAGCUCGUUGCUAGUACAUGUUUAUUGUGAAAAAAAAGCUAAAGUACACAGACCAAGUUAUAGUGAAUGGACACAAAAUACAAAAAGAUCCAUGUACCUGUAGGAAAGGGUGGACACAAAAUAUGCAAAAAGCUAAGAAAACGCUGGACGUGUUUCGUGUCUAUACACAGAUGCUUUUUUUAUAUUGAAAUGAAAAAACAUUUGUGUAAAGACUCGAAACGCAUUCAUUGUUUUCAUAGCUCUUUUGUAUAUUUUUUUAAUCCCCCCUUCCUACAGGUACAUGGAUCUUUUUGUAUUUUGUGUCCAUUCACUAUAACUUGGUCUGUGUACUUGUUUGAUUUUUUUCAACAAUAAACUUGUGCUAGCAAGGAGUUGUUUCAUGGAUGAGUUCCCUAAGAUAUGUUUUGAUAUCUUUGUUUUUUUGUAAAUUAUUCCUACAUUUUGUCGUUUUGGGAAUGAAGGAACCAGCACCAAGGAUUGGGAUCUGCAACACAUUCAUUAAGUGAGGUUUUUCUAUUUUUUCCCCUUUUUUCACUUAACUUGCAUCAUUAUUUAGUUCCCCAAAUUCAGGGUAGUUGCACUACAUGUCUAUAGGGUUCAGGUUGGCUGAUACUAUUAGAAAUGUAGUUCAUGAACUUUCUCAGUCCCAAUGUUCGAUGUAAUUGGUCUUUUGGGUUAAUUUAAUUAGUUCUCCUAUGAACGACCACCAGUCAAAAUAUACAUAAUAUUUGCAAGGUUGUCUUAUUACAUAUACAUUCAUUUCAUACAUUGUAUUCCCAGACACCCUCCUAUCUAGACAAGAUGGCGCAUCAGAGCAAUCAAUAAUCAUUCCUUCUUUCAAUGGGUCUCCACAACAGACAGUGGAUGAGGAGAUUCCAAAAACUACACGUGAGUGUUCAGCAUCUUGACUGACAACCCUAUAAUUAUAAAACAUUAUUGAGAUAACUGAAUGUCAAGGCUCACAAAGUUCUCAGGAUCAAAUGUCUAGCAUUAUCCAACUCUGCAUAAUAUAUUGGUGCUUUAUUAAUAAAUAUUCAUAACAAGCAUUACCUGCUUUGAAUUCACGUUGAAGCUCAAACCUUACAGUUGGUGAUUUUUCUGUUUUGUAGAUUAUAAACUUCUCCUUAAACACUGGUGAAUGAUGAAAUUAUCUAGACUAUUGUUAACAGGCAAGGAAAGUAUAAUGAGAUUGCAAAGUUUUUAAAUGGUAAUGGGUAAGCUACACAUUGUGAUGGUUUCCAGAUGCUUUAUUAUUAUUAUGAUAUUUAUAGAGCGCCGUCAAAUUCUGCAGCGCUUUACAAUGGGUGGACGAACAGACAUGUAGUUGUAACCAGACAAGUUGGACACAAAGAAACAGAGGGGUUGAUAGAGGGAGUGGGGUAAAAUGACACAAAAAGGUAAGGAUAGUAUUAGACUAGUGACAGUUUAUAAUGUGACCAAGUUGUUUGGGUUUAUUUAUACCAGGUGCUUUAAAUAAAAUAUACCUGAGGACAACUGGCUAAAUUGUCUUCUUAUUUGGUGCCACUAAUCACUACUCUUUAGUGCCCACACACAUACGCAAAUCCAUAUUCCCAGACUGAGCAAGCACAUAUGGGGGUAUACCAACCAUCUGGAUGUGUUCAGGGACAUUCGGAUUGCAAAAUCUGGACAUUGUUCAUGCUAUUUUAAAAUGUCUGGAUUUUUUUGCCAUUCAGACCCUGAAUGGGUCUAGUUUUGGUCCAGGUUUCAGACGGACAGACCACCGCCAAACACUAAAAUCCCUGCCUAGAUUGAAUUUUUUUUUUUUGAACUAUAUGCCCACUGGGAGCAUUAGCAAGCAGCAAACAUAUAGUUAAAUAACCCUUGGUGGUGCAAGAGUUUAUUUUGUGGUGGCUGCCUAGCGUUUGCCUAUGGGGUCUAAAUGCACCACUGGGGAGAGUGUACAUUUUUCAUGGAUUUUUAUUAAAGCACUUUACUAGCAAUUUUGCUAGCAUAAUGUACAGAUUAAGUUGUUUUGUAGUUUAAUUCUCAAUAUACACUCAUUAGUCCCUGGCCUGAUGCUUAUCCCAAGCAUGAUUAAACUCCUUCACUGAGAUUACCUCUACCACUUCAACUGGAAGGCGUUUACAUGUAUCCACUAUUAUUUUUAAAUCUUUGCCCCUUGUUCUAUUGUUGUGGUAGUUUUUCUUCUUUUAAAUAUAGUCUCCUCCUUUACUGUGUUGAUUCCCUUUAUAUAUUUAAAUGUUUCUAUCAUAUCCCCCCUGUCUCGUCUUUCCUCCAAACUAUACAUGUUAAGAUCCUUUAACCUUUCCUGGUAAGUUUUAUCCUGCAAUCCAUGAACCAGUUUAGUAGCCCUACUCUGAACUUUCUCCAAAGUAUCAAUAUCCUUCUGAAGAUACGGUCUCCAGUACUGCGUACAAUACUCCAAGUGAGGUCUCACCAGUGUUCUGUACAAUGGCAUGAGCACUUCGCUCUUUCUGCUGCUAAUAUCACUCCCUAUACAACAAAGCAUUCUGCUAGUGUUUCCUGUUGCUCUAUUACAUUGUCUGCCUAGCUGUAAGUCAUCUGAAAUAAUUAACCCUAAAUCCCUUACAACAGAUGUUGAGGUUAUAUAUAUAUAUAUGUACACCAUCAUAGGCGUGCGCAGCCUAUUGCAUAAGGGUGUGAACCCUAAAGCACAAACACACACGCCACGUAUAUAUAUAUAUAUAUAUAUAUAUAUAUAAUGCCCCCAGCAGCACCCCCAUUUAUGCAUGUUAAGGUGAGUGCAGCCAACCCCCUCUUGUUUUAUAUAUUGUAACAAACCACCUCUUUUACAGGUAGGAUUGUCACCGAUCUUGCAGUAACCACAGCCUUCUAGGGUAUACAAAGUCCAGGACACGUUCAGCUCAGUUUUCCUUUUUAUUCAGUAAGAAAGCAGGUACUUUAAAUAAUAACAAAAACAAACAAAAUCCCUUGCUCUUACUUGAGCUCUUACUAGACAGUAAUUGCUAUCUGCAAUUGGGUGGCUUUCCCACUUACCAAUUUUCCAAACAAAAGCAAUGUCUUUGCAAUAAACACAAUCUCUCCUAGCUGUCUUUUUCUCCCUCACUCUGCAGCAGGCUGCUCUCUUCUUUUAAAGGCCUGUCUACUAAUUGAGUAGCUACAGGUGAGUGCCAAUUAGUUAACUCUUAAAAUCAGAUCCAAGCUGUGGUCUGUUAUACAGCAACUAGUGCUGUUGGAGCAUUGGCCCACCCUGCUCUCCAAAUACUCCGCCCCAGGGACCCAUACCAUGUUUUGCAGAGCAUCAGCUAUGCAUAUUGCAAACUUUAACAUCUCUCCCUGGGGCAUUUAACUGAAAAAUCCUCUGGUUGCUGUUUAGCAAAUCAGGUCUGAUGUAUCUCCCAUCAACCACUAUUCCACCUUUACGCUCACAUAUCCUCCCCCCCAGCUCAUACCCAUGGGUUUGAGCGACCAUGGAAAUCAGGGAGUGUACCCUCGAAAGCCCAUCAGCAUUACCUUGUUGCAGACCAGCCCUGUGUUCCACAGUGAAAUUAAAAGAUUGCAAACUCAAAAACCAUCUGGUUACUCUGGAGUUACUUUCCCUGUUCUGAUACAUCCACGUCAGAGGAGCAUGGUCCGUUAUCAAUCGGAACUUUCUGCCUAGUAGGUAGUAUUUAAGAGAGUCUAAUGCCCACUUAAUAGCAAGACACUCUUUUUCAACAAUAGAGUAGUUCUUCUCAUGUGGGUUUAACUUUCUGCUCAAAAAGAAAACAGGGUGUUCUUCACCCUGGUAUUCCUGUGAAAGAACAGCCCCCAAGCCCACAUCAGAAGCAUCUGUCUGAACUAUAAAAUCCCUGGAAAAAUCUGGGGUCACCAAGACAGGAUGGCUACAGAUAGCUUCCUUCAGACUCUUAAAAGCCUUUUCUGCCUCAGGGCACCAUUUUAACUAUGACUGGGGAUUUUGCUUUAAUAAGGUCUGUUAGAGGUGCAGCAAUGGUAGCAAAAUCUGGAAUGAACCGCCUAUAAUAUCCAAUUAAACCCAAAAAUGCCUUUACUUGUUUCUUUGUAAGGGGCUUUGGCCAUUUUUGUAUGGCUUCUACUUUGGCUUCCUGUGGUUUAACCAAACCCCUCCCAAUAGAAUAACCUAAGUACUUAGCUUCCUCUAAACCAAUCGUACACUUGGAAGGAUUGGCAGUUAAGCCUGCUGAGCUGAUAGCAUCAAGUACCGCUUGAACUUUAGGGAGGUGGGAUUCCCAGUCUGCACUGUGGAUGACGACAUCAUCCAAGUAUGCUGCAGCAUAACGAACAUGAGGUUUAAGAAUUCUGUCCAUCAUUCGUUGGAAUGUGGCAGGUGCUCCAUGUAACCCAAAUGGCAAUACAGUGUACUGAAACAGGCCACUGGGUGUUGAAAAGGCUGUCUUUUCUUUGGCUCUUUCAGUGAGCGGGACCUGCCAGUAACCCUUUGUUAAAUCCAAGGUUGUUAGAUAACGAGCAUUGCCCAGUCUUUCUAUUAACUCAUCAACUCUUGGCAUUGGGUAAGCAUCAAAUUUUGAGAUGGCGUUUAACUUGCGGUAGUCAUUGCAGAACCUCCAUGUGCCAUCAGGUUUUGGCACCAAUACAAUAGGACUACUCCAGUUACUCUGGGAUUCUUCAAUGACUCCAAGUUUUAACAUGUUCUCAACCUCUAAGUUUAUAACCUCCCUCCGGGCCUCAGGAAUUCUAUAGGGUUUGAGGUUAACUCUUUUCCCUGGUUCGGUUAUUAUGUCAUGUUUAAUCACUUUAGUCUUUCCUGGAACUACCGAGAAAACAUCCCUAUUUCUUCUGAUGAAAUCUCUGACCUCUUGCUUUUGAUGUACAGACAGAGUCUCAGAUACGUUCACCUCUGGCUCCACUAUAGGAGGUUCUGAAGGUUUUAAAGCAACCAGGACCUCCCUGUCCUUCCAUGGCUUUAACAGAUUUAUAUGAUACAACUGUUCAGGCUUUCUUCUUCCUGGUUGUCUGACUUUAUAAUUGACAUCACUCACUUUCUCUAUUAUUUCAUAGGGUCCAUGCCAAGUCGCAAGGAACUUAUUCUCCACAGUAGGGACCAGAACCAAUACCCUGUCUCCAGGUUGGAACACUCUGACUCUAGCAUUACGGUUAUAGCUGUUUUUCUGAGCCUGCUGGGCUUCCAGCAUGUGUUCCCUGACAAUAGGCAUGAUGGUGGCCAUUCUAUCCUGCAUUUGAGCUAUAUGCUCAAUUACACUCCUGUGAGGAGUAGUCUCCUGUUCCCAGGUCUCCUUAGCAAUAUCCAAUAUUCCCCUGGGAUGUCUUCCAUAUAAUAAUUCAAAAGGAGAGAAGCCCGUGGAGGCCUGUGGAACUUCCCUAAUGGAAAACAGUAGAUAUGGCAAUAAAAAAUCCCAAUUUCUUCCAUCUGCAUCAAUUACCUUGCGUAGCAUACUCUUAAGGGUUUUGUUGAACCUCUCUACUAAACCAUCAGUCUGUGGGUGAUAUACUGAGGUCUUAAGAUGUUUAACCUGCAAGAGCCUGCACAACUCUUUUGUGACUCUGGACAUGAACGGGGUCCCCUGGUCUGUCAGUAUUUCUUUAGGGAUACCCACCCUACUGAACAUCAACAUAAGUUCCUUAGCUAUUAACUUUGCAGAGGUAUUACGCAAGGGAAUGGCCUCAGGGUAGCGAGUUGCAUAGUCCAAGAUGACUAAUAUAUAUUGGUGUCCCCUAGCGGACUUUACCAGUGGCCCCACUAAGUCCAUAGCGAUCCUUUCAAAAGGCACAUCAAUUAUGGGUAAGGGUACAAGUGGACUACGAAAAGUCUUGAAAGGAGCCCUGUACUGGCACUCAGGACAUGAGGAGCAAUAGUUUGUAAUAGCAGCAAACACUCCAGGCCAGUAAAACCUUCUAAGGACUCUCUCUCUAGUUUUUUCGACUCCCAAGUGUCCCCCUAAUAUGUGGCUGUGAGCCAACUUUAGCACUAUAUUCUGGUAAGUCUGAGGAACCAACAGCUGCUUAAUGAUGUCUGAAUCCUUUUUUUCUACACGGUAAAUUAGGUCAUUUUGUACUUCAAAAUAGGGGAACGGCAGUGCUUCUCCUGGCUGAUUAGCAACCCCGUUUACAACUUUAAUAUCAUUUCUAGCUGUCACUAAAGUGGGAUCUUCCCACUGAGCGCUUUUAAAGUUACCUGGACUAAUUCCAAUAUCAAUUAAGUCCUUAUCCUUGUCUGCAGUAUUAGUAGGCUCCUCACUAGUUUGAGCUGGGUUAUCUCCUAUUAAUACUGGUUUAGGGCAGUAUUUUUUCUUUUUUCUUAUUUUUCCGUCACAGUGGUCAAAACCCAAGUCAAUAUCGGAAAAAGGGAACACAUUAUCCUCGACAGACUGACUCAUUUCUGAUAAAUUUUGGUCUGUCUUUUGUAAAGCUGCCCAUAAUUUUAGAAAAUGAGGAAAGUCUCUACCGAUCACUACCUCAUGGGCUAAUCUAGGUACUACACCCACUCGGUACUUUAAAUCCCCAUACUGGGUUCCAAUAUUUACUUCCGCAGUGGGGUAUUCCUUUUUAUCACCAUGAACACAGAUAAUGCCUAUUUUCUGUACAUGAUCAGGUUUUACACAAGGUAUUAUAGACUCUGCUACCAACGUAACCAUACUACCUGAAUCAAGUAAUGCUUUAGACAUUUUUCCAUUCACAGUUACACAGCAUUUAUGAGCGUUAUUAUCAUAGUCAUUGUUAACAGUACCAUAACAACUGAGCAAAAAUGAACGUGUUCCCUCAUCUUUGCCCAUAUUGCAUUCCAUAGGUUCAUCCUUAAAUGGACAGUCUUUGGCCAUAUGACCAUCCUCUUUGCACUUGAAACAUUUGACAGUACAAUCUGACCACCAAUUAGUUCCUUUCCCAGGCCUAUUAGACCUGGAUGCCCCCUGGUGUUUUGUGUAUAGAGCUGCAGUUCUUCAGCUCCCCUUAAACCUUGAACAGUCUUACCAGGUCUUGCAGAAUCUUGGGGCUUAGGAUUGCGAGGGUUUGCCUGUGAAGUAGGACAUAGCAGUUCUCCUGCAGCCACAUAUCUUUCCACCAAGGCAAUCAGUUGGUCAGCUGUAUGGGGGUCACUUUGGCUGACCCAGCGACGCAGGGAAGCUGGUAAACCACGCAAAAACCGGUCCAUUACUAAGGUUUCCACAAUGUGGCUAGCUGAAUGGAUUUCAGGUUGUAACCAUUUCCGUGCAAGGUGUAUGAGGUCAAACAUUUGGGAACGUGCGGCUUUGUCUGAAGAAUAUGACCAUGAGUGGAACCUUUGGGCACGUACUGCAGAGGUUACACCCAGUCGUGCCAAGAUUUCAGCUUUCAAUUUGCUGUAGAUACUUGCAUCGGCUGGUUCUAGGUCAUAAUAUGCCUUCUGCGGCUCUCCACUUAGGAACGGUGCCAGUAUGCUUGCCCACUCACCAGCCGGCCAUCCCUCCCUCUCAGCAGUGCGCUCAAAUGCCAGAAGGUACGCCUCAACAUCAUCUGAUGCGGUCAUUUUCUGAAGAUAGUGGCUCGCCCGAAUCACCUUUGGCCCCUGGUAUCUUCCAUCAGGGUCUCCAUUCAGUUUUUCAGAGAUAGCUUGGAUUUCCUGUUGUAGUCCCUGGGUGACUUUUUGCUGCUCCUCACGGGCUACUUUAAACAUCUCCGCUUGUGUCACAACAAGCUGUUUCACCAAGGACUCAGUGCACUCCAUUUGUGUUUUGGCCAGGACUUUAGCACACUCUGCCUGGGCCAGCACCAGUUGCUGCAGGGCUGCACUGUUUUCUGCAGCUCUCCUGUUAGUCUCCUGUUGCACAGAGGUGGAUUGGAUCAGAGCCUUGAUAACAUCCUCCAUGUUGAGCUUUAAAUGACUUCUACCCUCAGGCUUACGUGGCUGCCCGCAUUCUCCACCAUAUGUAACAAACCACCUCUUUUACAGGUAGGAUUGUCACCGAUCUUGCAGUAACCACAGCCUUCUAGGGUAUACAAAGUCCAGGACACCUUCAGCUCAGUUUUCCUUUUUAUUCAGUAAGAAAGCAGGUACUUUAAAUAAUAACAAAACAAACAAAAUCCCUUGCUCUUACUUGAGCUCUUACUAGACAGUAAUUGCUAUCUGCAAUUGGGUGGCUUUCCCACUUACCAAUUUUCCAAACAAAAGCAAUGUCUUUGCAAUAAACACAAUCUCUCCUAGCUGUCUUUUUCUCCCUCACUCUGCAGCAGGCUGCUCUCUUCUUUUAAAGGCCUGUCUACUAAUUGAGUAGCUACAGGUGAGUGCCAAUUAGUUAACUCUUAAAAUCAGAUCCAAGCUGUGGUCUGUUAUACAGCAACUAGUGCUGUUGGAGCAUUGGCCCACCCUGCUCUCCAAAUACUCCGCCCCAGGGACCCAUACCAUGUUUUGCAGAGCAUCAGCUAUGCAUAUUGCAAACUUUAACAUCUCUCCCUGGGGCAUUUAACUGAAAAAUCCUCUGGUUGCUGUUUAGCAAAUCAGGUCUGAUGUAUCUCCCAUCAACCACUAUUCCACCUUUACGCUCACAAUAUAUAUAUAUAUAUAUAUAUAACCCCCUCUUGUUUUAUAUAUAUUGAGCACACACACAUAUUUUAUAUAUAUACACACACACACACACACACUGCUGUGUGUUUGUGUGAGGGUGUUGUGUGUGUGUGGGUGCUGUGUGUGUGUGAGGGCGCUGUGUGUGUGUGAGGGCGCUGUUUGUGUGUUUGUGAGGGUGGUGUGUGUGUGUAAGGGUGCUGUGUGUGUGUGAGGGUGCUGUUAGUGUGUGUGGGUACUGUGUGUGUGAGGGAGCUGUUUGUGUGAGGGAGCUGUUUGUGUGUGUGUGUGGGGGUGCUGUUAGUGUUUGUGUGCUGUGUGUAUGUGUGAGGGUGCUGUAUGUGUGAGGGUUCUGUUAGUGUGUGUGUGCUGUGUGUGUAAGGGUGCUGUGUGUGUGUGUGGGUGCUGUGUAUGUGAGGGUGCUGUAUGUGUGUGGGUGCUGUAUGUGUGUGUAGCGGUACUUAACUUACCCGGGGGUCGGCCGGGGUCCUCUCUUCCCGCCGUGCGCGGCUCUCGGAUGAAGGCGGGCAUGGACCGCGAGAUGCGGUCACGUGUCCCGCCUAGCUCUAAGAGUGUGCCGCGCGUCUCGGGCACGCUCUUAAAGGGGCAGUGGGAGCCAAAAAAUACAACAGUCUCCCAUUGGCCCCUGUCAUCCCACAUUCCCCAUACACUCACUUUUUGGGGGCGUGGAUAUGACAGGGGUCAAUCAAAGUAAACAUUAGGGUAUUUAUACUUACCUCUCCCUUAACUCCCUGCCCUAUCAUGGUUUCUGUUUCAGUUCCCUUUAGCGCUUGUUGUGUUCAGUUGUGAUUUUCAUGCUUGACCUUGGCUUUGUAUCUGACUUCAUUUAUCUCUCUAUCCCUGUUUUGUCUUGUUUGCCGGCUUACUGACUACUGUGUACCAGACCUUGGCUAGUUUUUGUUCUCGCAGUCUCUUUGUUCCCUUGACCUCGGCUCGUUCUUGACUCUGUCUAUUCUCUCCGGUAAGACGUAUCUGCUCUAUCUGUCGAUUGUUGGACUAAAUCGUGCGUGUUGGGGUAAACUACCGUGACAAUGUGUGGGUGCUGUGUGUGUGAGGGUGCUGUUAGUGUGUGUGUGCUGUGUGUGUAUGUGUAAGGGUGCUGUGUGUGAGGGUGCUGUAUGUGUGUGGUUGCUGUUUGUGUGUAUUUGUUUUGAGGGACUGUGCGGGUGGGGGGGACCAUUUAGGAAAUAGCCACCUCCCUUCUUACCUUUUGUAGGGGCUAGAGUUCACUCUCACGAGAUCUGAGCAUUGCCAUGGCAACGCUUUGACCUCAUGAGAGGAACCCGACGGAGCUGCUGGCUAGAGCUCCCCGGGUCCUCUCCUGCCUCCCUCCCUGCGGGCCGGUGUGGGAGAUCUUUGAUGAAGGCAGAUAGCGCGGCACAUGAAGGCAGAUAGCGCGGCCUGCGGGGAUUAGGGUGUACACCAUAUGUGUUUUAUAUAUUUUAUAUUUACUAUUUGGAAUGCUAUUUGUCUGGUUGUCAGGAUCCUAUCCUGACAACCAAGAUAUUGUUUUAUUUUAUUACUUCAAUACCUGUUUCUCGCCUCUAGUGACCUCCCUAACCUCUAGUCAAUCCUCCGUCACUCUCACCUGCCUCAUAUGAUCUUGCAAGUCUUCUAUAAAAGGCCACACCCAACUAAAAGGGGGCCUUUACAUUGAGAGAAGUUGUGUUCUGCACAUGGCUCUUGCUUAUACUUGUUUAUGGUCUGAUACAGACAAGACAUCUAUUCCUAGCUCAAACUGAUUCCUGAUAACCUGCUCAACUCUGAUUUCCUUUGAUCCAUCCUGAUUCAUCCAAACAUCCUGCCUUAAUUCAAACUGGACUUUGUUUUCUAUUAUUCCUUAUUUGCUUUGGAUCUAACCUGCCUGGACUUUACUAACCAUAGUAUUAAAGGGACACUAUAGUCACCUGAACAACUUUAGCUUAAUGAAGCAGUUUUGGUGUAUAGAACAUUCCCCUGCAGCCUCACUGCUCAAUCCUCUGCCAUUUAGGAGUUAAAUCCCUUUGUUUAUGAACCAUAGUCACACCUCCCUGCAUGUGACUUGCACAGCUUUCCAUAAACACUUCCUGUAAAGAGAGCCCUAUUUAGGCUUUCUUUAUUGCAAGUUCUGUUUAAUUAAGAUUUUCUUAUCCCCUGCUAUGUUAAUAGUUUGUAAGAGCCUCCUGUAUGUGAUUAAAGUUCAAUUUAGAGAUUGAGAUACAAUUAUUUAAGGUAAAUUACAUCUGUUUGAAAGUGAAACCAGUUUUUUUUCAUACAGGCUCUGUCAAUCAUAGCCAGGGGAGGUGUGGCUAGGGCUGCAUAAACAUAGACAGAGUGAUUUAACUCCUAAAUGACAGUGAAUUGAGUGAAAUUGCUGGGGAAUGAUCUAUACACUAAAACCGCUUUAUUUAGCUAAAGUAAUUUAGGUGACUAUAGUGUUCCUUUCAGUUGAACUCUGCUGGAAAACCCUGAUCCACUUAUCUGGUAACUUCUGUACAAAUCAUCCAAACUAAAGAGACUGUCCACCUUAACUUAGAACCAGCCUGAAUUCCAUUAUCCUUUAUUAUGCUGUUUAAUAUUGUCUGAUAUUAUGUUUACUUGUUACCUAUUAUUUCACUGAUAGGAUUCCCUUUCUCCUGUAAACCUGCUUUGGAGCAUAUUGCCCAAACUUCUAACUCUUCUACUACUACUCCUUCAUACUUACCUGUAAUUCUGUUUCUAGGCUGCGCUUUCCCCCUAUGUCUUUAUUUUUCCUUUUCUCUUUUUAUCCGGUUGUUUUUGUUACCUUUGUCUAAACCAUGUCUACUAACUCCAAUAACCUACCUAAAGUUAACCCUGGCAUAAGUCUCCUCUCUGACCUGCUCAGAAUCAUAACACUGGUGUUCCAGUUCUUAGCAGGAAUUUAAGUGGCAUUUUAGAUAGAGAUUUGUCUAUGUUUUUCAGAUUCCCUAAGAUCACCUAUGAUCAACUCUGCAAAAAUCACAAAUGGGAGCAGCUUCCUUUGUAACUCAGAGAUUCCCAAAGGAUAUAAUCAUCAAACCAAAGGUCCUAAAAAGUCAUCUUCCCAAAAUCGUCUGGAGAAACAAACCAGCAAAGCAAGCAAUGAAGGUUCUCAGUCUCCCAGCCUACCGCCUGGUUAUGAAAAAGGUAUAUUGGAGCCAAAAAUCAUCUGAUAUAAACAUAACCAUUUUUUUUAAUAUCAAGCAUACACUGAUCAGUCACAACAUUAACACUGACCGGUGAAGUGAAUAACAUUGGCUAAAUAGUUACAAUGGCAUCUCUCAAGGGACGGGAUAUAUUUGGCAGCAAGUGAAUAGUCAGUUGUUGACUUUCAUGUGUUAGAAGCAGGAGAAAUGGGCAAAUGAAUAAAUCUGAGUGAAUUUAACAAAGGCCAAAUAGUGAUGGCACUUCCAAAAUGGAAAGUAUUGUGUGGUGUUCCCUCUGUGCAGUUGUUAGUACCUACCAAAACUGGUGCAAGGAAAGUCAAACGGUGAACUGGCAUCAUGGUCAUGGACACCAAAGGCUCAUUAAUUCAGAUUGAAAUCAAAGGUAAGUCUGUCUGAUCUGAUCACACAGAACAGCUGCUGUAGCUCAAAUUGCUUAAAAUUAUCAAAGGUUUUUUGGAGUCCAUGCUUUAAUGCACCAAAGCUGUUUUGGCUACACGAGGAGAGCCUACACAAUGUUGGGCAGAUGGUUUUAAUGGGAUGGCUGAUCUGUGUACAUUAUCUAUACAGCAGAAGCAGGUUUUGAUAAAUGUUAUUAAAGGGGCUCUCUCUAGGCAACAAUACAUUUUGCAUAGCUUUUGGCCUGAAUAAUUAUCUCUGAUUUUAGUUUUGCUCAAUUCUGUAUAGUGUUUUGCAGCAUUCUGCAUCUUAGCACUACCUUUAUGUUAUUCUGUAGGUGUGGGAGAUGUGCUGGGCUAUGUGGCAGGGUUAGAGAGUACUGGCGAGUCAUGGGAGUGGAUGAGUUGCUUACCGGUGUCAGUGCUCAGAAAUUGACACAUUUUGGAAAUAUUGCAUAGGUGGUUGCAGCAGGAUGAAGUGUCAUUUGAAGCAAUGGAGUGGGGGUGAUGGGGAGAUAGCUAUGCUGUCAGAAUUUGUAAUGGAGCUAGAGGGGGAAUAAGAAGGGUCUCACUCUUGGACAUACUAAUCUUCAGGUGACGGAGGCCAUCCAGGGAGAAAUGCCAGCUAAGCAGCCGCUGACAUGCGAAAAGACAACUUGAGAAUACCACAACAGUAAAGUGUUUGUAGAAACACACAACAAGCACAAGCUCAUGGUAGUGGAUAUGGUGCCAGGAGUGCCUUGGUGCCUCCUAGUGGAGAUAGUCAAACUGUUUAAGAAUGGUUUGACAACUUACCUGCUGUCUACUGGGCACAAGUCACCUCCUUUUAGAGUCUAGAAGCUCCUGCCUGGAGGUUCUUGUAACUUCCCUGAGCCAGCUCAUUGGCUGAGAGCACUGCACCACUGGACUCUCUCAGAGCAAGGACAUUCUGGACUGCACAGGAGGAGGCAAUCACUUCUGGCACCAUAACCACUGGAGCACUGCACCACUGGACUCUCUCAGAGCAAGGACAUUCUGGACUGCACAGGAGGAGGCAAUCACUUCUGGCACCAUAACCACUCUGCAGUGGUCAUGGUGCUUGGAGUGUUCUUUUAAAGCAGUAAACAUGAUAUUUAAACUAUUUGCUUGCCUGUUUUCUUGACAUUACCAUGCCUUUAACAAAACAAGAAACACAAAUUCCUAUUAUUUAGCAUUUUAAUGAUAUUGCUUUUUCUCAGCCUCUCUAUAAUAUCAUUGUCUCCUUUUCAGAUUGCUGUGUGCAUUGUACCUUAGCACUCCUGUUCUGUCAAUUCUUGUCUCUGUGUAACUUGUUACUGGAUGUCCUGACGUGUGGUUCCUGUUCUGUGGACUCUUCAGAAUUCUGCUGCUCAUGCUGUUCAAUAGAAGGGUGUCCAGACUGUAGCGAUUCCUGCGGCACGGACUGCGGCAUUGUGGACGCAUGUUGCGAAUCUGCCGACUGCCUGGAAAUUUGCAUGGAGUGUUGUGGCCUUUGUUUUUCCAAUUAAAAUGCAAAUACAGAACUGGGCCAACAAAGGGUUGCUUGAAGGCAACCUGUCAUAUAAACUUCCUUUUAUUUUAAACAGUAGACAUUUUUGAAUAACUAAGUAGAUGAUCUCAGCAAUUUAUAGCAUACAUACCCCAUUAUCCUCCUUAAAGCAGGUGAUAACUGUUUUAUUUAAUCAGUUUCUACUCAUGUUAAACCAAUUAUUUUCUUGGUAUAAAAUAAGUUAGAUAUAUUUGCGUGCCCGUUGGUUGUGUAAUUAAGAGCAAGGCUGCAUGCACACAAAUACAACUUGUCAAAAACAAAGAGAAGCCAGUUGUAUGCAGGUAAACCAUAGAGAGAAGCAGGGGUGGCGAAUAUGGUAGAUAUGAUGAACAUUAGUUGUAAUGGAAGAGAUACCUGCAUCACUGAAGUUAAAGGAUUUCAAAGGAAAGGUCCUAGGUGGAUUAAUAGAUCUACAGGCCAGGGGUGGGAUUUCUAGGAGCUACAAAACAAAGAAUAGUGGCACCUGGUGACAUUUAGAGAUGGUGGGGCACUAAAAUCUACCCCUUAAAUUUGACUCUCCCCCCUGACUUGUUUGGGCUCUGCCUUUUUCACUCCAUGUACUUCACCCCCUGCUCCCAUUACCCAAUGGCAGCCCUAGAAGACAGAACAGUACAGUUUUAUGGCAUACAGGAUAUAAUGGCCCAUGCAAAGCCAAUGGAUGAUCACAGAACUCCUGUACGAGCAGAGUCAGUAUAUCUGAGAGGGCUAUACCAAGACAUUUAAAGGGACACCGUAGGCACUGUAUCUGCUUCAUCUCAUUAAACUGGUUAUUGUGUCUGGAGUCCUCUGGUACCAUCAUUUCUUUCAGCAUUAAACAGUUUUUAAAGUUUUUUUUUUUCAGUGUCUUAAAUUUUUAUUGAGCUUUUUCAUAUUCAUCAAAUCAGAG
This is a messenger RNA of Pelobates cultripes (western spadefoot toad), 36357 nucleotides long. Lineage: Eukaryota; Metazoa; Chordata; Amphibia; Anura; Pelobatidae. The record is from the annotation of a GenBank genome assembly.